AUGGGAAAGGAAUCGAAUAAUGAUCCAAUUAUUGGACUUUCUAUCGGAAAUACACACUGGAGAGCUGUCAUUAUUAGAAAUGGUAAUGUUGAAUGGAUUAGAGAUGGAGAAGGGCAGAUUGAACACAAAUCUUUUGAGAAUAUUAACAAAAUAAUAGGAAAAAAUUACAAAUCCAUUCAAUUUAAAGAUCCAUACUUGUUGGAAUCGAAUAAGAUUUUUGAAAGAAAUGGAAAGGUUUAUUGUAAAUUUGAUGUAGAUGGAGUUGUGAAGGAAAUGACACCAGAAGAUAUUUAUUCAAACAUUCUGCUUGAUGUAAAGCAAGCAACUUUAGAAUAUUUAAAUGAGAAUAUUACAAGAAUCUACAUUUCAGUUCCUGUUUAUUUUGGUCCUGAUCAAAGAAAUGUUAUUCGAAAUGCUGCUUCAGAGCAAGGUUUAAAAAUUGAAAGAUUUCUUCUAGAUCCAGUCAACACGGCAACAUUCAAUACCAAGGAAUACGAAUCAAAUAAUUCAGCUAACAUUCUAGUUGUGGACAUGGGAAGAAAAUCAUUGGAUGCAACUGUACUGAGUAGAAAUAAUAGCGUGUUUGAAGUUUACCAAGCUGAAUCGAAUGGCCAAUUGGGAUCUGAAAAGUUUCAUAUGAAAUUGAGAGAUUUAUUUGUUUCGAAAUUUAAGAAACAACAUGAAUCAUUAAGAGAUGUGAAUUUAUUGGAAAAUCAACAGGUGAAUGACUUGUUAAUGAGUCAUGCUGAGAUAGCAAUGAUAGCCCUCUCGAAUGAUUGUAAAUAUCAUAUUGUAAUACCAUCUCUCUAUGAAGGAAAGGAUUUCACAUACACUCUAACUCGUGAUUACUUUGAAAAACAUUGUAAAGACCUUCUUGAUGAAAUUUCCAAGUUGAUUUACAGCAUUAUUACAGAGACAGUUUUUUACUUUGAGACUGUUGAUUCGGUCAUUCUCUCAGGUGACUCAACCAAUAACCCGUUAAUAAGGAAGUCAAUUACUAAUCGUUUUCCAUUUUCCAAAGUUGUACAUGGGCAAAAUCCAGAGGUUGGUGCUGCUAUUCAAGCUUACAUGAGAAAUCAUCCUGAAUCAAGUGUUCCGACUUUAUUUCUUGCGCCAUUUUCCAUUGGAAUUGAAAAUUCAGAUCAUCAAUUGGUGAAGAUUAUUCAAAGGGGUGACUUGUUACCAACUGUGAAACGAGUAAUCUUUUCAAAUUUGGAUGAUUUUAGUGAAUCUGCUCAUUUGAAGAUUUUCAUUGGUGAAUCUGUGGUUAAUAUUGGACCAAGGAAUGUUCAUAUCGGUGAUUUGAUUCUGAAAGGAAUUGAAUUGACUGAGAGCGGGAAUGCACAAAUUCAAAUUUCCUUUCAAAUUGAUGGAGAGUAUAAUCUCACAGUUACAGCUCUCGAUUUGAAAACCAACGCCAAGAGUGAAACUGUGAUUUCUCUUCACAGUUUUGCCAAUAAUCUUGAACUAAUUGAUGAAUUAUUAGAGGAUGGAAUUCAAGAAGUCACAGAUAAUGUUAAAACUGAAAAGCUUAUUUCCAGUUUCAUCGUGGAUCCAAUUAAAAAUCAUGACGAAUUUUAA
Molecule: messenger RNA, 1581 nt
Organism: Naegleria gruberi
Lineage: Eukaryota; Heterolobosea; Eutetramitea; Acrasida; Naegleriidae
Exons: 1
Coding region: 1-1581 (526 amino acids)
Biological process (GO): cellular response to unfolded protein; protein refolding
Cellular component (GO): cytoplasm
Molecular function (GO): heat shock protein binding; ATP-dependent protein folding chaperone; ATP hydrolysis activity
Source: RefSeq, a predicted model, not a curated record